GAAGAGCGUAUUUCAACCGCAAAACGAACUCAAAACUCGAGCUAAUCGCUGCAUAAAUUGCCGGUCGAAUUGAACAAUUGAACAGUCUCAGUUUGCAGCUCAAAUUGGAAAUAAGCGCCAAACGCAAAAAACACUCCCCAAAUCGUCAGUGUCGACCAGCAAUAAUAUCACAUAAAAAUAAUAAUAAGCAAGCAGCUGUUUGCAUUCGCGUGUUUUGAAGUAAUUUAUAGUUGGAAAACUAUUUCAUCUGAACCAUGCGGUUGGUGAUUUUGGAGACGAGCGAUUCGGUUGGCAAGUGGGCGGCCAAAUAUGUGAUGAAACGGAUUAAUGACUUUCAGCCAACUGCCGACAGAUACUUUGUUUUGGGCCUGCCCACAGGAUCCACUCCCCUGGGAAUGUACAAAGAACUGAUUGAGUUCUACAAGCAGGGCAAGGUCUCCUUCCAAUUUGUAAAAACCUUUAAUAUGGAUGAGUAUGUAGGCCUGCCCCGGGAUCACCACGAAAGCUAUCACUACUUCAUGUGGCACAACUUCUUCAAGCACAUCGACAUCGAGCCAAAAAAUGUGCACAUUUUGGAUGGCAAUGCAGUUGAUCUGGUGGCCGAGUGUAACAAGUUUGAGGAUCUGAUCCGCGAGGCCGGAGGAGUGGAGCUAUUUAUCGGUGGCAUUGGACCCGAUGGGCAUAUUGCCUUCAACGAACCCGGAUCAUCGUUGGUUUCCAGGACCCGGGUGAAAACUCUGGCGCAGGACACGCUGGAGGCGAAUGCCCGAUUCUUUGACAACGAUAUGAGCAAGGUGCCCAAACAAGCCUUGACCGUGGGCGUUGGCACUGUGAUGGACUCCAAGGAGGUGAUGAUCCUCAUCACAGGAGCCCACAAGGCGUUUGCCCUGUACAAGGCCAUCGAGGAGGGUGUGAAUCACAUGUGGACCGUGAGUGCCUUCCAACAGCAUGCCAAUACCCUGAUGAUCUGCGACGAGGAUGCCACCUUGGAGCUGAGAGUUAAGACCGUGAAAUACUUCAAGGGCAUUCUCAGAGAUCUAGACGAUGGCUCCCAACAGGAGGGCUACACAAACUGAUUUUGCGUAAAGUAUCCAAACUUUAUUUUGCUUUAUCAACAAAACACACACUUUAUGUAUCUGAAACAAUGUUUAAUCUUUGUAAUACAAAACACAAAUUUAUAGAUGGUUAAAGAAAAUGAAAUGUAAGACUGUGUCAUCAAAAGAAUGAAAAACUCUGCCAAAGAAUUGGAGAUCGGAUGGAAGACUGCCUGCGGCUAAAUACUGGCUCAUAUUUACCAAGCUUUAAAGAAGACAAUAAAACUGAAAUAUUUAAUAUAAGCUAAAA
Drosophila rhopaloa is the source of this 1344-nucleotide messenger RNA. It is a transcript of the gene Oscillin, whose product is annotated as glucosamine-6-phosphate isomerase. The record is from RefSeq and is a predicted model, not a curated record. Bases 255 to 1076 code for a protein of 273 amino acids. The transcript is spliced from 5 exons. Gene Ontology annotation, biological process: D-glucosamine catabolic process; N-acetylneuraminate catabolic process; carbohydrate metabolic process. Gene Ontology annotation, cellular component: cytoplasm. Gene Ontology annotation, molecular function: identical protein binding; glucosamine-6-phosphate deaminase activity. Lineage: Eukaryota; Metazoa; Arthropoda; Insecta; Diptera; Drosophilidae.